AUGUUGGAGGAAGUCUGCUUCAAGAGACAGGAUGGGGCAGCAGACCCGCUGUACCACGUCUCCGAUGGCUGGGUGGACCUCAGGGAGGUCGCACACCUCCUCCAAGGCAGCACAGAGGGAUCGAUUGGGCUGCCAAUGCAGAUGAACACCUGCGACCUUGUCAGCCUCAAUACAGAGCACCGCAAGAUGAGGCUGUCCCAGCUGCGCUCCAUCACAGGCCGAGAGGGCACCCCAAGCGACCCCUUCAUUUUGAAAUUCUUCAACAGCCCCAACCAGCGUUCGGGUGCAGCAGCACAGCAGAUUAAGGAUACAUCUGUCCAGCGCGCGGCAGCUAUUGCGCAGCCGCCACUGAAGCAGCUGCCGAGCCUGAACAGGCUGGAGGAGUUUCUUUUCGGCCCCCUAGGCGCAAACAGCAAGCUGCCGCUGAACGAGGAUCCCUCAGUGACGGCCGGCUUUGUCGCGGACAACGGCGCGGCCGGCCAGCUGGCGCGGUUGCUGAGUCACUCGAUCGAGUGGCAGCCUAACGUGGGGGGAGAGGCCCUCACAGCCGACGCAGUCAACCAGAUCCUGAUCAACACCCUGCAGGGCAUCGACCGUCUGGUGGAGGCCGAGCGCAGCCUGGGCAUAACAGUGCGGCGCAAAUGGGGCGGCCACGGUGGGCAGCUCCAGGUUGGAGAGAACCUGCCCGACGGGCAGCUGCUCGGCGGCUGCGGACCGGCGCUGCUGUCCCUGUGGGAGGAGCGCGGCUGCGAGCACACACUCAAGGAAGCCGCAGCUGACCUGGCGGCCAAGGCACCGGCGCAUGUCUCUGACGGCGUGCCCUAUCUCGUCUGCUUCGCGGUAGCCGGCACGCAGCUGCAGUUCUACGCGGUCCGUAACGGCAUUCCCUCCGCUUCCCCCAAACCCCUUGGCAGGGUUUUCGACCUGGGGGAGAUAACCGAGCGCGCCUGGGCCGUCCUGGCCGCCGCGAAUAUGUACCGGCUGCUUGCCUGUUUUGGCGGCAGUUCAAACCCAAGUCCGAACAAGCAGGCCGACCAGCUGGCGCAUGCGAUGACUCGGCUGUGA
Coccomyxa subellipsoidea C-169 is the source of this 1065-nucleotide messenger RNA. RefSeq lists its product as hypothetical. The record is from RefSeq and is a predicted model, not a curated record. Lineage: Eukaryota; Viridiplantae; Chlorophyta; Trebouxiophyceae; Coccomyxaceae. The transcript has 5 exons. Bases 1 to 1065 code for a protein of 354 amino acids.